GCUGCCAGUCACGCGUUCCCUCUAAAAACCGAAGCACGCGGUCAGUGUUGAGCCGAGUUCGCGGUUUGUUUUUAUUUUCGUGAGUGAAUUAUUAUUAUUGUUUUUUAAUUAAAUUAUCCAACGAUUUCGCAGUAAAUGCCGCUUACUAUAAGUGGUCCGUUUUAAAUAUUAGUGAAUAUCAAUUUCACUCCACAUAAUCUAUUAAGAUGACUGAAGUGACGACUAGGAACGUCGAUUAUAGAACAUCUGUCACCGCGUCUUCUUUGAAUGACAGCGACAAAAAAGUCUUGUCUGUCAGGCGUUACGAGGCGAAACCUCCGGAAAACUUAGAACUAGUCGAUCCGGAUAAUUUGAUAGCUACUACAAAAGAAGAAGAGUGGGUGACUAAAAAAAAAACCGAACUGACCACAAAAAAGCAAAUCGAAACCCGAGUAAAAAGACAAGUAGUGUUGGAAGACGGUAAAGUAGUCGAAGACUCAGGGCCGAUCGUAACGACCAACACGACCGAGGACACCGAAAAACAGGAACAUCAACAGACUGAGCACCGUCAAAUUGGAGACAAAGGGGAUGGCGAAAAUACCAAAGAAGUAGUGGUGAGAUCAUCGUCACUUGAAGGAAAUCCAUCUUUGCUAAAAGAAGUGCGGGAGAAGAAAAUUAAAAGUCGGGAAGAAAAAGAAGAAGUAGUCGAAACAGAAGAUGUGGUACAUCUCGGAAACAUUAGUGACAAGGCAUACCAAGAAGCUGUACAGAGUAAGCGGGACAUUCGCGAGGCUUUGGAAGAAUCUAAUCAUAAGCUAGUGCACGUGAAUAGCUCAGGACCUCGCAUUGUUCACCAGAGCAGCAAGAAUAAAAAGGUCACGGACACUGAAGAUACUAGACACACAAAAGAAGUUCAAAGGGACGGUAAGAUCGUCACCGAAACGAAAAAAACCACUGAACACGAGGAGGUAAACGGUGUAGACGAACCGGAUAGCGUACCGUUGCCAUCUUCGCUCCUUCAGAACUCGAUACGUGAGAGUUCUCAUCGUUACAUUAAAACCAAAGAUCAAGAUAUUGACGAAUACUUGGCUAACGGUGAAAAAAUCGGUGAGAAGAUGCGAUACGAAGCUAUCACCGAAGAAGGCGGUCGAUCGGGUGAUCCAGAACAAUUACUCAUGUUAAACGGUGACAUGGCGGGCUGGGAGAGUCUGUCGGAAAGAAUACGUAGGAUGAGAGAUAAGCAGCAGCAGCAGCAGCAGCCGCCGGUAGCGGGCAAAACAUUAGCCGAUUUCGACGAAGAAGAACGCACUAGAAAAGUUGAAACGGCCAAGUGGCUUGAACACCAUUUCGGUAGUGAGUCCACUAGAUCAUCGACGGGUAAUUUGUCCGAAGAAGAAGACGACGAAAAAAAUCAGAGGACAACGUCCAAUAGUUUCAUAAAUGUCACAAUGAAGUCAACGGAAACACCGGUCAACGGUUAUUUCAAAGGCGUGUCUGAAUGGAAGCCAAAAGACUCAGCACCCAUUAGACCACCGGUCAGGAGAAAAAAAGAACUAAGAACCUCAGAGAUUAGCAGCUCGAUGAACGAGUUGGAAUCUUCCCCUUUGUUCAAUACCGUGCAAAAAAGAGUACAGGGAUACGAAAUGUCCAAAGAAAAGCUUUCCGGUCGCAAUUCGUCCAACUCUUAUUCACACCAUCACAACGGAUACGACCAGACUGACCGUACUUCUGAGAGACAACCAAAAACUCCAGAAUCACCGGACCGGUACAUGUCAUGGGAUCGCAGGGCUAGGAGAAAAUCGUCGGAAAAAGUCAUAGCUCCUGAACCGCAACCAGACUACUCGCCGGAACCCGAGCGCCGGGCAAGCAACGGCUCCACAGGCCGCUCCAAAAAAGCUUACCAAAAAACACGGUUUGCGUCCACCGAGUCUGCACCCCCUUCUUCGAGAUCGCGGCAAGUAAGACCGACGGCCGAAGGUGGUAAACACGAGAGAAAGAAGUCUUUUGGCGAGUCGUUCCGGCGGCUGGUAAGCAAGUUCACGGGCAACAAGGACUCUGCCGAACGGAAGAAGAACCGCAAAAAAUCUGGUACGGCGGAGGGGGAACAACCGAUGACUGGCGGCGACCACAGCGGAUACAGUGACGCCGAUGACGACCACCACGAGAACACCUACAGAAGUUAUGACGAUAAGCGUUCGUCCGCCGACCGACAUCACCGGCUGUUCGGUAGUACGCAGACGCUGGACCGGCAUCGUAACGGACGGUCCAAUAACAGACGAGACAUAAGCUGCGAACCAUCGCCGUCGCGUGCUACGAACGGUGGCGUUACCUCAAACGGAGGAGUGCAACGUUACUAUUUGGGCGAGGAUCCAUUCGGUGGAAGCAUCUACGGAAGGGAGAAGGAAUACGACGGCGUGACCACAUACAAGCGAAGGCACAAUCAGAAAAAGUCCAGCGGUACUUCGGUCAAUAAUCACGAUCAACCAAGAUCCACUCACUACGUGCAAAGAACUAUCCCAGUGAAUACAAACAGUACAACUUUAGGUAGAUUCAGCAAAUCCACAGGACGGCUGCUGUCCGACGAUUACGACACAAACCAAACGGAUAGAUCACAGACGUUGCCAAGAAAACUCAAAACCGAAAGCAAAAUUCAAAAACAGGUAUUCAACAACUCAUCUCGAGAAAACGACUAUAACUCGCUCAAUCGAUCUUCAAGUACAAACACGGGCGGCAGUAUGAUAAACGUGUCGUUCGCCAAUGGACCUGCCAAACCGCAGAGAACAUUCGCCAAGCCAUCGUUGUGGCGCAGUCAGAGCUUCAACGUUGAGCCUAUGGACCCGGGUCGGUUCUCGCGGCGUUCAGUCAGCACGUUACACCGAUUGGAAGAGUCGCCACCACCUUUGAAGAGCCCAAACAUCGUGAGUAUCAUCAGCCGAAGUACUAAGGACUUGCAGUCUGUAGGUGUGGACGAUGGAUAUAGAUCACUAUCAGGUAGUUGGGCCAGUCCGGGCGAACUAAGUAACGGAUCAUACAAGCCACGGGACGAUCCCAAAAAGAAAAUGUUCAUGAAAGGCCUUAUGGACCAAGCGCCGGAACUUUACAAGUCACUCAACCAUCAGGACGAUAGACAUCAGCGGUAUUCGCCUUCCAGAACAGUCGAUCGCUACUCGAGCAGUGGCCAUUCGUCGUCUCCAAUAACCGUCAGUCAUAGAAGCAGCAAUGGUGGUGAAGUAACCAAUCGUAGUGUAACGAGACGGGGAAGUAAAGACGAUUACUCGGAAACUGUUAGGAUAACGUCCAAGUCAGACGACCCGUAUCGACCAAGUGUUACAAAUACGGUGCAAAAUUUUAGCAAGAAGACAGUACCGCGCGACGGUCGUGUAGAGACCAUCGAAUCCAGUGAGACGAAGACCGUCACUAAGAGCCGAUACAACGAUGGGAACCCUGUCAUCGGAAAGAUCAACGGAUUCAGCAAUCAUAACGGUGGAGUCGUGAUCGAAGUCAGAAACGGCAGGAACUGAACUGAGAACUCUGUAGCGAUCAAAUAUCAAUAAUUUCAGUUGUCUGUAAGGGCUACUCAAACAUUACUUAUUGUUGUUGUUACUAUAAAGUUUAUGAUACACUAUUAUUAUUUAUGUUACUUACACAAAUUAUUUAAGUAAUUAACCCUUAACGAAAGCGAAACAAAUUUUGCAUCUAUUUUUUAUUGUAUUUGUUUGAUAAAGCUGCUUUAAUGUACUUCAAUGUUUUUAAAGCAUUUCGUGAAAUAAUCUUACAAUAAAAUAUUUUUUUACGUUUUUAACUAUAUUAGGUUAAAUAAACUAACUAAAGUGAUGAAGAAACGAUAAUUGUAAUGUUAUUAUUGUAUACAUUUAUUUACUAAUACGAUUAAAAAAAUGUUCACGUUAAAUAAAUCGAACAAGUUCUAUAAAUAAGAGCAGGACCGCCAUUUGAGUGAUAUUGGUGUCAUUCUCUGCUCCUAUUGUCCAUAUAUUUUUAUAUUGUUAAGGGGUGCAAAAUAUCCAAAUGCGAUCCUAAGUUAGUAACGCGUAUGUAAUUUAUGGUCCAAAUUUUACAUGGUAUAAAAGGUCACUCAAUAUUUUAAAAAUAAUUUCACCGUGAAUGUUUUAUAAUAAUUGAAUCAUUCAAAAAGAGCGAUAAUAUAUGUCUUACUUUUAAAUUAACAUAAUCAAUUUAUUUAUAUUCACACAUAUUUAAUAAGUAUUAUUGUGUAAAUACUGGACAAUAAAUGGU
Messenger RNA from Daktulosphaira vitifoliae (grape phylloxera), 4233 nucleotides. It is a transcript of the gene chas, whose product is annotated as serine/arginine repetitive matrix protein 2. The coding region runs from base 207 to 3500 and encodes 1097 amino acids. Lineage: Eukaryota; Metazoa; Arthropoda; Insecta; Hemiptera; Phylloxeridae. The transcript has 11 exons. The record is from RefSeq and is a predicted model, not a curated record.